Plasmodium gonderi is the source of this 3336-nucleotide messenger RNA. Its product is annotated as bromodomain protein. Bases 1 to 3336 code for a protein of 1111 amino acids. Lineage: Eukaryota; Apicomplexa; Aconoidasida; Haemosporida; Plasmodiidae. The record is from RefSeq and is a predicted model, not a curated record. The transcript has a single exon. Gene Ontology annotation, molecular function: protein binding.
AUGAAUUCCAAUAAUCACGAAAUUGAUGUAGUUUCUAAUGAUAACAAUACUUGCAGCAGUAACAUAAGCAGUGUUAAUAAUAUUAACAAUAAUUUAAACCAUAUUGACUGUGAUAAAAAUAUAAACGGUGGUAUCAUAAAUGCUAACCAUUUUAAUAGUUCAAAUAACUUAGAAGAUUUAGCUAAAGGAGAUAAUAAUGAUCUUCUUGGACUAAAAAAUGCUCAUAUGAGAAAUAAAAAUAUGAACAAUUAUAGAUCAUUUUCAAAUGAGAAUACAAUUGAUGAUAACGGAAAUGAUAUAAAUUUUCUGAAUGAUGAUGAUAAUGAUAAUUAUAAUGAAAUUAAUGAAAAUAAUAGCAGUGGAAAUAUUGGAGUUAUGAUUGAAUGCAUGAACAUUAGCAAUAAUAAUGGAAAUGUGGAUAAUUCAACCCAAGCUAUCGGAAUUAAUAAUGUGGAUCAGGGACAAAGUGAAUGUAAUGAUGUAUCAAGGAAUAUCAAUGAGAAUAAUAACGAUAUUAUUAACAAUUGUACAAAGGACGAUGGGAGCCAUAACAUGAACAAUAGCAAUAAUGGCCAAACGAGGGAUGAUGGACAUACAAAUAGAGAUAAAAAAAAUUUGCAAAACAGUAAUUACAAAAGCGCAUUUUUUAGGAAUGUAGACGAGGUGCGAAGCUUCGAAAGAGGUAUUUUGUAUUUAACAGAUGAAGAAUUCAAUUAUAUAUCGAAUGCAGUUAAUUUAUUGGGAUUUCGAUUUUUUGAAAUUCCUUCAGAAAAGAGCAAGAAUGAAAAAAGAAAUACUUAUAGUUCUGUAUCAAAAAGACAUUUAAAUGAAAUAAAAAACUUACGUUGUUCAUUAUCGAAUAAUAUAUACGAUGCAGGAAAAAGGAAGUCAAAGAAAACUUUUGAUCGAUAUUAUUCCAAAGAUGAAACUAGUAGCACAACCACGAAAGAUAAUAACGACAUACAAAAAGAAAUCAACAGGAAAAGGGGAAUAGGUGGAGGAUAUAAUAAUUAUGAAGAUGACAACAAUAGUAAUCCAUACGAUGAUGAUAAUAAGUACAACAAUAGUAACCUCGUUAGUAAUAAUACAUCUACUUUUGGUGCAUCCUCCAAUAGAGGUUUAGGAGGAGGAGGGUAUAAUAACAAAAUGGCUAGUAGUAAUGGUUCAGGUAUUAAUAACAAGAUAAAUGAAAACGAUAAAUUUUCACAAGGAAAAAAUAAUAAUAUGUUAAAAAAAAGUUCUCUUACUAAGAGUGAAAUGAAUAACAAUAACAGUGUGAAUGAAAUUGUCUGUGGUACAUAUACCGAUGUAGGAAAAGGGAAAUCGUAUAAAUAUAUUGGUAGUAAUAAUAGUAAAAAUAAUAAUACUAGUUUGCAUCAUAACCAAAGUAAUUAUAAACAAGGAGCAGCAACAUCAGCAACUUCCGGAGGAGGAAAGGAAGUUCAAAAGAAGAGACAAAGAAAUAACAUUAAUAGUGUCCAUGAAGAUGACAUGGUUGAUGAAUAUGAACAACAUAAAAGAACGUAUAAAAAAAGAAUUUACAAAACGAAUAACCCAUGGAAAAAUUGGUGUUUUAAAAUAUUACACAAACUAAAAAAAAAGGAAAUUUGUUGCUGGUUUUUAAAGCCAGUAAAUCCUGAAUUAGAUGGAAUACCAAAUUAUUUUAAUAUCAUAAAAAAUCCCAUGGAUUUUGAAACAAUAGAAAAUAAGUUAUUAACAAAUAAGUAUAAUAAUCCAUUUGAAUGGCAACAAGAUGUUAGACAAAUAUUUUUUAAUGCUUUUACAUAUCAUAAAGUAAAAAAUUGUGUUUGGAAUGAUGCAUACAAAUUAGCAAAAGAGUUUGAUAAAUUGGUUAAGCAAAACACAGAAAUGAAGAAUAUUCUCCACGAAUGUACAAAAGGUACUAAUUCUAUGUUCUUAGAUAUGAAUAAAUAUAAUGAAAUUUUGGCAGAAAAAUAUGAUUAUGAUGAGAAUAAUAACAAUACUACUAGUAGUAGCUACACUGGAAGUUCCAGUGAAGAAAUUAGUUCAGAUGAAUACCAUAAUAACAAAAGAUAUAAUAAGAAUAAUAGUUCAAGUAAUGCAUAUUCAGUAAAAAAGAAAAACAUGAUGAUGCAUGGUGGAGGAGGUGCUGGAAGUAAUGCAUCAUCAUUCCACAAUAUGACAGGGUCGAAUCAUAUGUAUGGAGCGCAUAAUAGAAAAGGACCAGCAGGAGGAGGAGGAGCUGACACUAAGCUUAACAGGAUGAAUAAGCAACUUUCCUCUAUGCCAUCUAAAAAUGCGCGUGAUAAAUUUAUGAAUAAUAAAAAAGAUAAUUGUUUUAAUUUAGGAAAUAAUAAAGGUAAUAGUAAAAUGAACAUGAACAACAACAAUAAUAAUAAUAAUAAUAUAGAAUUCGAACCACCGAGCGUAGGAACCAUACCUGAACCUCCAGGAAUUCAAAAAAUUGGAGCAAACGACAAAGGAUUAAAUAAUUACCAAGUUAAUUUACUUUUUAAAAAUUUAAGGAGAUUGGCGCCAAAUCAAAGAAGAGCAGCAUUAGAAAUUAUCCAAGAUGAUUUGGGUAUACUAGCAGAGAAUCAUAUGUUUGAUAGGUUCUUCACAUUUGAUACUGAUUUAUUGUCAAUUGAAAAACAGAAAAGAAUAUUUCUAUAUAUUAAUCAUAUGGGUAGAAUUAAUUUGGAACAAUAUAAAGCAUCUUUAAUACCAUCAGAUCAUAUGCCAAAUUGUAAUAUACCGAAAGGAAAAAUGCCAAUAAAAAAUAUGAACAAUAAGAAUUAUUUAAAUAACAUCAAUAGCCUUAGUAAUAAUAAUAAUAGUAAUAAUCCCCAUUUUGAUAAAAGAAGAACAAAUAGAUACUUGUCAUCUUCAUCGAACUCAUCUGAUUCUUCUUCAUCGAAUUCGUCUGAUUCAUCCACGUAUUCUACUUCAAGUGAUGAUAGCGAAACAGAAGAUAGUGAUUCGGAUAUGGAUUCAGAUUCUUAUGAUAAAAAAAAAUCAAGAAAACAGUUAUCAUCAAAUGAAAGGAAAAAAGAAAUAGUUACAAAUAAAUAUUUUGAUAAUAAUAGAAGGAAACCCAUACCACAGUACAAACCAAUAGAUGAAAAUAAAAAAAAUAUACAAUUUCGAGCUGCCAUGGGAGGAGGAAUGCAUUCUGACAUUUUAGCAUCUAUGGAUGGAUCAAAGAAUUCCAAAAAAAAUCUCAAAAAUUCGGGAACUGCUUGGCCAGAGUGGAAGGGACAAGUCAUUCAGCAGGCAAUCCUGACACAGCAUCAGGCAAAUGUGCCAUUAAACAAAAAGGAGUUGAUAGCUGAAGGGUAUGAUGCAAAAAUAUAA